AUGGCGAGCGGACAGGGAGCCAACAGCUCAGGCAUGAGCGCAGGCACAAAGUCCAUCACCUUCAAGCAUUAUACAUUCACGCCGGCCCCUCAAUCUUCCCUGCCCCCGUACAAGCGCCGACGUAUCACUGAGCCAGCACAGCCGGCAUAUCCAUAUAUCAAGGGCGCCGAUAGAGAAACCUCCACGGAUGGUGUGAAUGGUUCGUAUAAACUGGACUGCCUGAAGCAGCCAACUCAUGUCGGCAUACCAAACAAUAAUAUUUUAGGAAAUACUGCUUCAUUCUCGUCGCAGAGUGCGUCCGAAAGAUCAUAUCGGGCAGAACAGGAUUCUGAUCUUACAGGACACAACACACCCAACACCUCGGUAUCGAACACAUCACCAUGGCCUCAGAUCAGGUCAAUGUCUCCAGCAGCCACGGCAACAAAUCUCGCUGAAAAACCGAAGCAGGUUCACGAACCCGAAGUUGAGGCUCCCAAUUACGAGGAAUUCAAACCACGCUCUUCCAUACCCAGUACCCUCCCCGGACCAGUUUACGCUCAACAAUGUAUAACAGCUGCAUAUGCUUCACGUCUCAAUCCUUUUGCUCUACACAAGAACGAGCAGAAUGCAUUUCAACAUCAUCUAUGUCAUCUUCAUGUCACGACAUACCUCAAUAUCCGAAACGGCAUUCUGCGCCUAUGGACCCGCAAUCCGAUGAUAAGUGUGACCCGGGAGGAAGCACUUGGCUGUGCUAAAGAUUACAGAUGGAUGGGUCUAGCAGAUUUUGCUUAUGAGUGGCUGGUCCGGAAUGGGUAUAUCAACUUUGGCUGUGUCGAAGUUCCACAGCCUCUCAUUACACCCAAGAAAGGCCGGCGCAAGGACGACGGACCGGUCAUUGUUAUCGUCGGGGCGGGUGUUGCUGGUCUUGCUUGUGCUAGACAAUUAGAUGGCUUAUAUCAGCAGUAUAGAGACAAAGUCGCAUCGUUGAAGAUCAUAGUGCUCGAGGGAAGGCGUCGCAUUGGCGGGCGUAUAUACUCGCAUCCGCUCAAGAGCCAUCAAAAGACUGCAUUGCCGAAAGGGCUGCGACCAACCGCUGAAAUGGGUGCUCAGAUCAUUGUGGGCUUUGAUCGUGGAAAUCCGUUAGAUCCCAUCAUUCGUUCACAGCUUGCGCUACGUUAUCAUUUACUCCGAGAUAUUUCUACAAUCUACGAUGUCGACGGCUCGGCUGUUGACGAGAUGCAAGACGCAAUGGAUGAACGUCUGUAUAAUGACGUUCUCGACCGUUCUGGAAACUAUCGUCAUAAAGCAGCCAUCCAGUCUACUGCGGAAGGGGACCGAGAGAUGAUAAACCAUGGUCGUGAUAUUCCCAUUGACGAUGGUGUCACGGUACACCAAUACGAAGAAGCUCGCGCCGCAGGAACUCAUCAUUUAAUGCUUCCUGCAGCUAGAUUUCGUCGCGGAAUUGGGCACAAUGCAUCCCGAAUUCUGCCGCCACCAUCGACAGCUCAAAUCUCAGAUCUUGGUCCAGAUGAAGAGCUGCCGGCAGCUAUGGAGUGUCAAAGCAUGGGGUGGAAGCUGAGAGAUGGCAUUUCACCUCGAGAUGAUUUACAGCUUGACAAUAUCGCAAAGACAUCUCCCACUCAGACCCUUGGAGCCGUCAUGGAUGAAGGUGUCAGGCAGUAUCAGCAUAUGCUCCCUUUGACGCCAAAGGACAUGCGGCUGUUGAACUGGCACUAUGCGAAUCUGGAAUAUGCAAACGCGACGAACUUGAACUCGUUGAGUUUAUCAGGCUGGGAUCAAGACAUGGGGAAUGAGUUUGAAGGCGAACACAGCCAGGUCAUUGGGGGAUACCAACAACUCCCACGGGGUCUAUGGGCAUUUCCUACCAAACUUGACGUUCGGACUAACGAGACGGUCGUCAAUAUUACUUACGAUGCCACUGGUAAGAUUAAGAACCGCAAGACGAUUGUCCACACUGAAAAUGGACCCAUCUCAGCCGACCAUGUCGUAUACACAGGCUCUUUGGGUACUCUCAAACACCGGACGGUGGAAUUUUCUCCAACACUGCCGGAUUGGAAGAAUGGUGCGGUGGAUCGGCUCGGUUUCGGGGUGCUCAACAAAGUCGUGUUAGUCUUUGAUGAACCGUUCUGGGAUACCACCCGAGACAUGUUCGGGCUCCUUCGUGAAGCGGAAGUUCCAGGCAGCAUGUCACAAGCGCAUUACACCAAGAACAGAGGUAGAUUCUACUUAUUCUGGAAUUGUAUCAGAACGUCGGGCAUUCCUGUUUUGAUCGCGCUGAUGGCUGGAGAUGCUGCGCAUCAAGCAGAGGAGAUGCCAGACAAAGAGAUUGUCACCGAGGUUCUCUCUGAACUCCGCAAUAUCUUCAAGUCGAAAACAGUCCCGGAUCCACUAGAAACAAUCGUCACGCGCUGGAAGUCAGACAAGUUCACUCGUGGCACAUACUCGUAUGUAGCAGCUGAUGCGUUGCCAGGGGAUUACGACCUAAUGGCCAAAGCCGUCGGGAACCUCCAUUUUGCCGGUGAAGCCACUUGUGCUACACAUCCAGCGACGGUGCAUGGGGCAUACCUGUCAGGAUUAAGGGCGGCAGCAGAGAUUAUGGAGGAAAUAAUUGGGCCAAUUGCAAUACCGACACCAUUAGUCCCACGUCGUCGAAGGGCAAUUCCAAUAUUACACCUGGGCGCGCCUUCAAUGACAAAGACAGUCAACAAACCUUCGCCCCCUCCACCAACCACAUUCGCCAAUUCCACUACAAGCGCAGAGCAACAAAAACACUAUCUCUACAAAAUAGCACUCGAGAAUCAUAUUCGAGCAACACUCGGCGCCCCACCAACCAAACCAGCCAAGAUAGCCCUCAACCCCUUUCUCACAUUCCAAAAGGACUAUUGGAUACGCGCAAAACAGCGCUGUGAGACCAACAAACGGCAAUCCACAAACGACUUCGAAGCAAAAGCCGCGCGGGAUGAGAUACGGGCUGUAUUGGGACAGAUGUGGCGUGAAGCAGAGGAAGAGGUUAAGAGGCCGUAUCAGGAACAGAUGGUGGUGAAUCGACGGAUGAAUGAUGAGAUGGCUAAGACGUGGGAAGAAUCUAUGAAGGAGUAUGAGCGGAGGAGUCUUGAGGUUGGGAAGGAGUUUACUUUUGAGAAAUGGGCUUCUAUGAAUCCAUGAAACUUUAUUAGUAUUAUGCAUAUUAGGCGUUAUCGUAUCCGUAUUAG
Molecule: messenger RNA, 3212 nt
Organism: Talaromyces stipitatus ATCC 10500
Lineage: Eukaryota; Fungi; Ascomycota; Eurotiomycetes; Eurotiales; Trichocomaceae
Product: lysine-specific histone demethylase Aof2, putative
Exons: 2
Coding region: 1-3165 (1054 amino acids)
Molecular function (GO): protein binding; oxidoreductase activity
Source: RefSeq, a predicted model, not a curated record